GCAGCCAGAAGUGCUUCAGGGCAGGCGGCCUUCCGUGCCUGCAUCUAUUCCAUCAGAUACCGCGCGACGUCCUUAAUCUUUCCAAAAAGGACCUCAAUGCCAAUUCAGGGCUUCGAGGGUUUUAUUGACAACUGGAGUCUCAAAGCUUUUGAGAAGAAAUGCAUGUGAAAUGUUUGGAACAUGUUGGCUGCCCAUGACAGGCUCCCUUAGUCCCACUUAAACCAGUGUCUGCACUUCCUUGCAAGUGUAAAGGCGCAUCGCCUGGCACGCCUGGCUCACCUGCUUCUGGAAAAGCUGUCCAGGGCUGCUAAUCUCAAGGUGCUUGCUAGAAAACAAACUGUAUUGCAUUUGGUGGGACUGGGCUGCCAAGAUGCUCUAGAAGUGAAAACUGUAAUUGUGUUGGGAUCACUUUUAAACGUAGCAUGUUAUGGUCAUAAAGAGCCAGUGUGGUGCAGUGGUUAGAGUGCUGGACUAGGAUCUUGGAGGCCAGGGUUCAAAUCCCCACCUGGUCAUGAAGCUCACUGGGUGUGAUCCUGAGCCAGUCACUGCCUCUUAGCUCAACUACCUCACAGGGUUGUUGGGGUUAUGAAAUGAGGGGAAACCCAUGUGCCCAUGUUGAGUUCUUUGGAGAAAAAAGGUGGGAUAUAAAUGCUGAUGAUAAUAAUAAUAAUAAUAAAAAUACUGCAGUUGGGAACUAUUGGCUGCAAUCUUACUCUUACAGAGAUUGGUGGUAAUGGUUUGAGAAUACUUCUGGGUCAGAGCAGAACCAAACUGUGUGCCACUGACAAUUGGGUAGAAUACAACUCACAGAGACUCUUCUUUCCUAUGUAGCAUUCCCCUUUGAUGUAUAUUUGUCUUUGUUUUGGACCCGUGCACUGCUGACCUGAAAUCUUAACUUGCGUCACUGUCUAUACAACAGAGUUCAAAGCCCUUCAUCUCUGGAUAGCUGGCAAAUGCUUUGGCAGCAGCUGUUUCCGAAUGGUCCUACCUUGGAUCCCGAAUGCCUUGUGAGUCGAAUGUUUUGGCUCCUGAACGCUGCAAACCCGCAAGUUGUGAAAGAGCUGUGGAAAUGUUGGUCAUUGGACUUGGAGGUAUAACAAAUGGAGGGAAAACAACUCUGGCAAAAAGGCUUAAGAAACAGCUUCCAAACUGUACUAUACUCUCUCAAGAUGACUAUUUUAAGCCAGAAUCUGAAGUGGCUGUAGAUGACCAAGGAUUUUUGCAGUAUGAUGUACUUGAUGCCCUGCAUAUGGAAAAAAUGGUGGCAGACAUACGCUCUUGGAUGACAAACCUGCAAGACUCUGCAUUGACAAGGCCACUGCAUGAUAAUCAAAAGGGCGUAAAAGACACUCAUGUCUUAAUUGUUGAGGGCUUCCUUCUGUACAACUACAAGCCUCUCAGUGAUAUAUGGAAUAAAAAGUAUUUCAUAACAAUUCCUUAUGAAGAAUGCAAGAAGAGAAGAAGCACACGAAUUUAUAACCCACCAGACCCACCUGGAUACUUCGAUGGACAUGUAUGGCCAAUGUAUCUGAAACAUAAGAGAGAAAUGGAAGAAAACGAAACUGGCAUCGUUUAUCUGGAUGGAACUCAAUCACAGGAAGACCUUUAUUCAAGGCUAUACAAUGAUAUAGCACAAGAACUGGAAAAGUCAAAUGAUCGUGGUGCUAUUGUGCAUGUAUAAAGCCUUGGCCUCGAUGAGAGCAAUAACAAACCUCAUACAUGAAUAUUUUAAUACGUUCUAGCUAAAACAAUGUUUUAAGAAGCUAACUGAAGCCCUUCCAAAGCAGCACUGAACCGAGAGCAUAUGUGACAUUCUCAUGGAUAUGCUUUCCAGCUAGUUUAUUUGGAAUUACUGUUCUCUUGCAAUGGUGCCAUCCAUUUGGAAUCAAAACCCUAAAACUUUCAGAGUGUACUAAGAAUGUUUGGAGAGAAGAGAAAUUACGUAUCGUCUCAUAAAUGCUUUCCUCCAGGUGCUCAACAGUCUCUCCUCCUUGCUUAAUGCAACAGUGAACCUAGACACAUCCACUGUCCUUUUCCUCCAACAUAACAAAGGGGCAAACUUUCUAUUACCCUACCUGCACCUCAGUGUUUUCCACUCUACUCUCCUGAAUGCAUCCUUUGUGAUACAUCUGUUUCUCCAAUGUGAGUGGCAUUGGAAGCUAGGUACCCUUCAGUGGAGCAUCAGGAUACUUUUGUAAGGCUUGGUAACUUAAAUAUAUUUUAGAUAUCUAAAAUCUGCUUGCAGGAAGCUGAUUUUUUUAUUACAAAACAAUCUUGUUUAAUAAAAAAAUUAAUCAAUUCUGAAUUACA
This is a messenger RNA of Podarcis muralis (Common wall lizard), 2310 nucleotides long. RefSeq names its product nicotinamide riboside kinase 1 (gene NMRK1). The record is from RefSeq and is a predicted model, not a curated record. NCBI's taxonomy places the organism in Eukaryota, Metazoa, Chordata, Lepidosauria, Squamata, Lacertidae.